Gaeumannomyces tritici R3-111a-1 is the source of this 5650-nucleotide messenger RNA. RefSeq lists its product as hypothetical. Lineage: Eukaryota; Fungi; Ascomycota; Sordariomycetes; Magnaporthales; Magnaporthaceae. The record is from RefSeq and is a predicted model, not a curated record. The coding region runs from base 246 to 5453 and encodes 1735 amino acids. Gene Ontology annotation, biological process: endosomal vesicle fusion; protein targeting to vacuole. Gene Ontology annotation, cellular component: HOPS complex; late endosome. The transcript is spliced from 2 exons. Gene Ontology annotation, molecular function: protein binding.
GCUCUGCGUGCGCUAUACCAACUAGUCAGCCCCCUCCAGCCGUGCGCGCCCAAGAGACAGACACCACACAUCGAGCGCUGUCUACGCACCAACAGCCGAGAUUGCUACCCUCCCCAGCCCAACGCUGCCAGACUGCCAGUAGCUCCGACCAUGCGCGCGCCCGCAGCGGAGCGAUAAGCCCUGGUCCUGCUGUUUUUGCCCGCGGCUAGCUGAGACGGCCGCCACGACAUGGAACCGGCUCUGCAAUGGCCGACCAGUCCGAGCCCGAACGGAGCCCUGCCGCCGACGGCAGCUCCAGCGAUGAGGAGACGGUGAAGGAUGCUGGCGAGGGCGGCCACCUGGCGGAGCUGCUCGCCGAGGAGAGGGAGCAGGCCAGAUACGAGCAGCCCCCUGCCCCCGUGGGCAAUGGCGCCGCUGCCCAUCGCUAUCACGCGCUGCUCGAGGCCCAGCACGAGGCUCCGUCCGACGAUGGGUCGGCCGACGGCCUGCCCAGAAGAGUCGCCAGUCCUGUCGACUCCCUGCUCUCGGUCCCUGGUGCCUCCCCGUCCGUCCAGGGAUCCGUCUUGUCGUCGCCGACCAGCAGUGUCCUCCGCUCCGCUGCCUCGAGGCCCGCGAUUGGCAGCCCCAGCCCUUCCUUCAGGCCCUUCGACCGUCGGUUCCAGUCCCGGAUCGCCUCACCGAGCGGCCUCACCCCGCGCCCUUCCUCGCCCGGCUUCCUCUCGCCCCACAGUCGCAAUGUCUCCCUGAACAGCCAGUUCGUGCUGGACCAAGCCGAGACCGAGACCUCGUCGCCGCCCUGGGAGGUCGUGCGCUGGACCAAACUCAGGAAGCUGACCGGCCAGGCCUUCUCCGAGGCCGGCAAGAGGAACUUUGGCGCGCCGACCUGCCUCGCCGUGUCGGCGUCCAUCGUAUUGGGCACGUCCAAGGGCAUAAUAUUAAUGUUUGAUUACAACCAGAACCUCAAGAUGAUCAUUGGACCUGGCACCAAAGCCGUCGAGUCGGGCGCCAUUACUUCCAUCGCCGUGUCGGCAGACCACACCACCAUCGGCGGCGGCCACGCCGACGGCACCAUCUUCACCUGGGACACGUCCCGGGCGUCCCGGCCCUUUCUCCAUAUCCCGCCCCUGACCCCCGCGCAGCUGCAGAACCGCACCGCCGACGGGCACGUGCCCAACGUCUCCAUCACACACCUCGGCUUCUUGGGCACGAGGCACACGGCACUCGUGUCCUCCGACGACAGGGGCAUGGCCUUUGCGCAUCUGGCAACUAGGGGCACUGGACCCCUGGGCCGCACAGUCAGGACCUCCCGCAUCUUGGGUCGAUACCCGGGGUCGAAGCCGCCCCCUGGGAAGCCGCUCAAGCCCAGCACAGUCCUGGCCUUUGCACCCCUCCCGCUGGCCAACAUCGACCGCGCCACCGACUCGAUGGGCUUGACGGCCAUGCUGACUCCUUACCUCCUGGUCAUCGUCUCUACGACCCCCGUCGCGCAGACCCAGCACAAAUCUCCCAGGCCCAAGGAGGUGACGCCACACAGCGCCAUGAGCGGAUGCCUCGCUUGGUUCCCCGCCGUCAAGCUCAAGGUGCCCGACCCCAAGACGGGCAGCCAGACGUCCAAGGUGAAGCUAGUGUACUGCUGGUCCAACGUCCUGACCGUCUUGGACGUGGACGAAAUCCCGUCCGAGACCAAGGACAAGCCGCCCAGCCUCAGCUUCAGGGCACGGAGCAGAUGGAAGUGCGAAGAGGCCAUCGUUGCUGUCCAGUGGCUCAGCCGGUCCGUUCUCACCGUCUUGACCAUCACGCAACGCCUCAUUGUGCUCGAGGACCAGACCAUGCGCAUGACGGACGGGUUCGACCUGCUUAAUAAGCACAUCUACCACGCAGACUUGUUCUCGAAGCAGCUCUACUCGCUGGUUGAGCAGCACGACGAGGAUGACACGACCAUGCAUGGCGUCGUCGCCGACUGCUUCUCCAUGAGCUUCAAGGCGUACAAGGGGCGCAUCUUCCUCAUGGGGUUCAACGACGUGUCCAUUGGCGCCCUGUCCAACUGGGCGGACCGGCUCAUUGCGCUGAUGGAGCAUGGGGACUACAUUGCUGCCAUCCAGCUUGCCACAUCAUACUACACUGGCGACUCGGACAAGCUCACCAUUGGCCUGCCCGACGACGCAAAACUACGGCACGACAUGGUGCGGGAGAAGCUGAUGGAGAUCAUUUCUGCGUCUCUAAAGUACGCCUUUGGCCAACGCAAGAAGAAGGCGGCUGGGGCCAGCAACCACCACCUUCGCGAGCUCGCCAAGACGUGCUUCAUUGCCUGCCAGAGCGUUGGGGACACCGAUUUUCUGUUCGAAGACAUGUACGAGUGGUACCAAGACGCCGAGACCGAGGGCAUCUUUCUCGAAACGUUGGAGCCCUGUAUUCUGGACAAGUCCAUCCGCUCCGUACCGCCUACGGUUGUCAAGGCCAUGGUGACGCAUUUUGUGAGCCAGGGGCUUGAGAGCCGGCUCGAAGAGGUCCUUUGCCACAUGGACACGGCCACCCUAGACCUUGACCAGGUCACUCUGCUGUGCAAGCAGCAUAACCUAUACGAUGCCCUGAUAUACGUCUGGAACCAGGCCAUGUUUGACUUUAUAACUCCACUCACGGAUCUCUUGGCGCUGCUGCUCCCGCUGAUGAAGAAGGGAGAGUACGCGCCGUCGGGCGAGCCCAUGGAAGAGAUCUAUGCGGUGAACGUGCUCAAGAUGUUUCCCUACCUUUCAUACGCCCUCACGGGGCGUGUCUAUCCCACCGAGGAUCCGAUGCCAAACCCGGUCGUCCAGCAGGCCAAGGCAGAGAUAUACUGGUUUCUCUUCUCUGGCAAGAGCAUUACCUGGCCGAAAGGAAGCACGCACCGUCUCACAACGAGACCAGAUCUACCACAGGAACCACCCUUCCCCUACCUGCGCAUGAUCCUCAAGUACAACGCACCGGACUUUCUCAGCUGCCUGAACGAGGCCUUCGAGGACUCAUUCCUGAACGACUCGCCCGACAAGACACUGAACGGAAGCGCCGGCAAGGAGCUGUCCGAAGAGCAGGUGUUCGGCUCCACAGUUGACCGGCAAUACAUCGUCUCGAUUCUCACCGAAAUCAUGAACCCCGCCGACUUUUCUCUCGAAGACACGAUAUACCUCGACAUGUUCAUCUCCCGUAACCUGCCGAAAUACCCACAGUAUCUCCUGCUUCCCGGCUCGACGCUCACCAACGUCCUGACAGGGCUCUGCAACUACCCCGGAGAGGACUUGGCCGACGACGCGCAGCUUAGUGCCGAGUAUCUACUCUCGGUGUACCACCCACCUGACAUUUCAUCACUCAUCCCGCUUCUCAAGAAAGCGGGCUUCUACCGUGUGCUCAAACGCAUCUACAGGACGGACCAGCAGUACGGGCGGCUGAUCAGAACGUACUUUGAAGACCCAUCGGAUAGGGAUGAGGUCUUUGAGUGCAUCUCUGACUGCCUGCGCUCUCAGACUGGCGCUACAGGGCGCCUAACAAAACGACAGCUCCAAGAUGUGCACGAAGUGGUGAAGGAGUACGCACGAGACCUGGUAGAGCUGGAUCCGGGACGCGCAGCAUCGGCGGUGGAGGCGGGCGCGCCGGAGCUGCACCGCCACCUCCUGGCAUCUGUGGAAGACGAACCAGGGCUGCAACACGCCUACCUAAGAACGAUACUGGAGCCCGGGAGGCAGCGGUCCGACCGUGGAGAUGGUCAAGAAGAGGCGCUGCCUGCCGAGGAAAUGCUCAGGCAAGGAGGCAGUGGCGCGGCGGCGGACAGGGACCUGAUCGAGCAGUAUAUUCGGCUGAUGUGCCAGUUCGAGCCUGCUCACGUGUCCGACUACGUGGGGCUGGUGCAGUCGACCAAUCUCCGGCUGGAGACGUUGCUGCCCACGAUGGAGGAGAUGGGGGUCAUCGACGCGGCCAUCGUGUUGAUGGCUCGCGAGGGGCAGAUCCCCCAGGCCAUGGAGCGCCUGAUCAAACACCUGCAAACACUGGAGUCGGCUUUUAGGGGCCUGCUCUCCGGAGCUGCAUCUUCGCCGAUAGAUCAGGCCAGAACUCUCAACGGCGAUUAUGCGUCUGUGAGCGACCUGCACGAGUCUGCAGAGGGGCUCAUGGACGCUGCUAGGAAGUACGUCUACGUUGGCAUCUGGCUUUGUCAGGGGCAGACAAAGAUGGCGGCACGGGGCAAGCAAAAGGCGGCGACCGAUGAACUCUCACCGGAGGAGUCCAUGUGGCUAAGUCUAGUAAACGCCUCGGUGCACAUGACGCAAUCGAUCUCCUCUCUUGUGCCCGACACUGCUCCCUUGGUACAAGGCGGCGGGGGAGGUGGGCAGGAGGACGGGGCUGGGCGUCAGACACUGGACACGGAUAAACUCGUCGGGUUCCUCCGCUCACUUGUACAGCACACGUUCACAGCGCUGCUUACUGCGACGUCUACACCCACAGCAGGUGUUGGCGGCGCCAAUGCUUCGAAGCCCGGGGCCCCUGGCGCAGCGGCGACGGCGGGCAACAAUAUCAGAAGAUCCUCGACCGCGCCCGGGAACAACCUCUCGUUUCUGCGCAUCCUCCGUGCGUUCCUGACGCAGGCUGCGGCGAGCUCGCCGAGUCUGGCGGAGUUGCGUGGCGUGUUGGCCUCCAUCUUCUCGGCAUACGCGUAUGAAGAGUCCAUACUGCGGCUGUCGGGCCGGCUACUGGAGCGCAGCCUGUUCUCAAGCGUCUCGCACGCCGUGGCGCUCCGGCAGCGCGGCUGGAGACCCCGCGGCUCGACUUGCGAGGCGUGUGGGCGACGGGUCACGGGGCCCGGAGUAGCGGGCUCCAGCGUGCUCGAAGCCUGGGAGGAGCGCGAGGAGAGGGAGGCGAUCAGGCGAGAUCUGAAGAGGAAGGCGCUCGCCAUGGCCGCUGGAGCGGCGGGUUCUAACGGCGACGGCAGCGGAGUCGGCAUAAGCGUGGGAGACUUGGACGGGGGCGGGACCGGCGCCAGCACCAGCAGCAGUUAUGCAUACUUUAACACGGACCACGCUGCAGAUGUGAGCGCGGCAGGCGGUGGCAAGGGCAAAGGCAAGGCGGCGGAGCCGGCACGGCCGCGCGGAGAGUUCCAGGUCCGUGAUGAGCCCGAGGGCGACGCUGGGGCUGCGGCGGCGGGUCAGGGGGAAGCUGGUGACGAUUCCGCCGCGGCGAGGGGCUUUGCCACGCCCAGCCCCACGGUCGGCACCAAGCCCGCGGCGGUGUUCGGCCCCAGCAGGGGCGGCAGGCGAGAGAAGGACCAGCCGUUGGGGCCGCUCGUGGUGUUGGCCUGCCGGCACAUCUACCACCAGUCCUGUCUCGACGCGCUGCAUGACGACGCCGGCGGCAGCAGAGAAACCGAGGACGAGGAGUUCCCAGGCAGUCGGGGCGUAUUCAAGCGAUACAGAUGUCCCAUUGACGGCUAAGGAAGGAAAGGGGUUGUGAGGGGGGGGGGAGCAUAUUCCCAUGACAAAACAUUACCGCUAAAUGCACACAAAAUAACGCCAGCGUUGGCAAUUGCAUAGACAGAUAUCGGCGCUUCUAAUAUUCAUAUUUAGCCUUGAGUGUUUUAUAGACUGCAACAUGGUGCAUCAGUCGAAUUCCAUGGCAGCUUCAGGGGUCG